AUGGCUAUCGCCACGAACCAUCUGUUGAUGGUGCCCAAUAACACCCAUCCGCAAUGGUGGCGCGACAAGGGCAUGCGCCAGAACGUGCUGCACUGCAUUGGAUGCUGCCUUUGCGUGUUUUACAUUGGCUAUGACCAAAGCCUGCUCAGCGCCCUGCAGAGUAUCCCCCAAUGGAACGAGUUCUUCGACAACCCCAAGGACAUGUGGCUGGGCCUCAUCGCGGCGUCCCUCUUCUUCCCAGCACUCAUUACCGUCUUCAUAUCGAGCUGGAUCUCGCAGCGCUUUGGCCGCCGUCCGGCUAUUUGGGUUGGAGCGUCGCUCAUCGUUGCGGGCGGCUUGUUGAACGGCCUGGCCCAGAACACCGGCCAGUUCAUCGGCGGACGUGCUCUCCUCGGCGCUGGCGGCGCCAUGACCAAAGUUUGCGCGGCCCCCCUUCUGAACGAAUUAGCUCAUCCACGCAUCCGUGAGCGGAUGGCUGCAUCGUAUUAUGGGUGGUACUUUGUGGGCUCAACGAUCAGCGCCUGGUUGUGUCUCGGCGGGAUCUAUAUCAAGGGCGACUGGGGGUGGCGCCUUCCCUGCAUUUUUCAGGCAUUUGUCCCGUUCCUGGUGAUCCUGAUCACGUUCCUUGCGCCCGAGUCGCCGCGUUUCCUUGUCGGCAAAGGUCGUCCAGAAGAAGCGCUCCGCGUUCUGGCCAAGUAUCACGCCAACGGCAAAGAGGAUGACCCGAUGGUCCAGCUCGAGUUCAACGAGAUCAUUGUCGCGCUCGAGUCGGAAGGCGAGGAGAAGGACACGCACUGGCGCGACCUCAUCAAGACUCCCGGAAACCGCCGUCGCACGUGCAUGGUCGUCCUCAUCGCCUUCGGUACCAACUGGCUGGGUAAUGCCCUUAUUGCCUACUACCUCACCCCAGUCCUUCGGUCCGUCGGCGUCACUUCGGCGGUGCAGACAUGCUCGCUCAACGCCGGCUUGGCCAUGUGGAACGUCGUGAUCUGCCAGACCGCUGCCUUCUUUGUGCCCAAGAUCAGCCGUCGUGUGAGCUUCUUCACGUCGCACGGCGGGAUGAUCAAGGACACGGUCAAGAACGCAAACAUUGGACUGGCUACCGUCCCCUUCCUCUUCAUCUUCUACGGCUUCUACGACAUUGCCUGGCAAAUCCUUCAGUUCCACUACCCCACCGAAAUCCUUCCCUUCCGCUUGCGCACAAAGGGUCUCGCGCUCUUCACGGCCUGCCAAGUCGGCGCUAACAGCUUCAACCAGUUCGUCAACCCCAUCGCUCUGGGUCGCAUCAAGUGGCGCUACUAUCUUGUUUACAUCUUCAUCAACAUUGCCUACGUCAUCUACUUCUACUUCUACCUCAUUGACACGCGCGGCCUGCCACUUGAGGAGGUCACGAUGCUGUUCGACUACCCGCGCAAGGACGCGCGCCGCAUGGCACGCGAAGAGAUGGAAAAGCGGGUGGCUGCGGAGGAGGAGCGCACCCGCGGGACGCACAAGCUUCAGGCCGUCAACAGCCGCGGGAGCGGCGAGAAGGACGUGGUCAACCAUGUCGAGCGCGUCUAG
Messenger RNA from Cutaneotrichosporon oleaginosum, 1560 nucleotides. RefSeq lists its product as uncharacterized. Gene Ontology annotation, biological process: transmembrane transport; carbohydrate transport. Gene Ontology annotation, molecular function: carbohydrate:proton symporter activity. NCBI's taxonomy places the organism in Eukaryota, Fungi, Basidiomycota, Tremellomycetes, Trichosporonales, Trichosporonaceae. The record is from RefSeq and is a predicted model, not a curated record. Gene Ontology annotation, cellular component: membrane.